Micropterus salmoides (largemouth bass) is the source of this 3815-nucleotide messenger RNA. RefSeq names its product gap junction beta-1 protein-like. Gene Ontology annotation, cellular component: connexin complex. The record is from RefSeq and is a predicted model, not a curated record. NCBI's taxonomy places the organism in Eukaryota, Metazoa, Chordata, Actinopteri, Centrarchiformes, Centrarchidae. Bases 831 to 1658 code for a protein of 275 amino acids. The transcript is spliced from 2 exons. Gene Ontology annotation, biological process: cell communication.
AGGUCAUCUGAUAGUACGUGACAAAUGACUACAUUGUGUUUUCACUUGCAUUCAGUUUGUUGUUACUGUAAAUUGUCAUUUCUACUGUUAUAGGGAGGAGUUUGACCUGAACAAUCUCAGAUUGAUAAUGGUAAAAGACCCAGAUCCUUAUCAUUUCAAAACAGGAUGAAAAGGAGAGCAUGUGGGUUGAAUUUGUGUCCAAAAUUUAUUCUAAAGUAAUUAUUAGUCUUUAUUCUAAAGUAAUUAUAGUUUAGGCCAAGAGAGUUCCCUUGUUUUAAUUAUUAAAACUUCACAAAAAAUGAAUGUCAUGUUCAUUCAUCACAACAUAUGCCUAAUUUAAAGUAUUGUAGUAUUUACAUUGGUGACGUGGAUAUGUUACAAAAAAUGACUGGUCUUAAUUAAAACUUGUGUAUACAAUAAAGAUUAUAUUAGUGUUUGCAAAUGUGGUGGAGACUCUGCUGUCAAUGGCAGUGGCUCAGGUCAAAAGCUUCCCUCACUUCCCUGCCCUGCCAAGCACGGCCUUUUGUGUCCACACAGAUUCCUUCUUUUGCCCGGGGUAGGCGGAAAUCGAGGCAUUUGAUCUGAAUUCUAAAGAGUCUUGUUGCAGCACAAUAAAGGCCGCCAUUGUAUGUAAAUAGUUUAUAUAAGAGCAUAUGACUGCUACGGUGCAGGGCAGUGGCUAGUGGCGGAGAAAUGAUUAGCAUUUUUCAAGCGCACGGUGUUCUCAAUCCAGCCUCUUGGCUUGCUAAAAAGCAUAAUAUUUUAAUUCAUUUCUUCCCGCUUUGUACACAUUUUUGUGUACCAACACAGCUGAAGACCUGGAGUCGAAAAUGAACUGGGGGGCCUUUUAUGCCGUGAUCAGCGGCGUAAACAGGCACUCUACUGGCAUCGGACGCGUCUGGCUCUCCGUCAUCUUCAUCUUCCGUAUCCUGGUCCUGGUGGUUGCUGCUGAGAGUGUUUGGGGAGAUGAGAAGUCCAGCUUCAUCUGUAACACCCAGCAGCCCGGCUGUAACAGCGUCUGUUACGACCAGUUCUUCCCCAUCUCGCACAUCCGCCUGUGGGCGCUCCAGCUCAUCCUGGUCUCUACCCCCGCCCUGCUGGUGGCCAUGCAUGUGGCUCACCGGCGCCACAUCGACAAGAAGAUCCUGAAGAGGACGGGUCGCUGUAGCCCCAAGGAGCUGGAACACAUCAAGAACCAGAAGUUUCAGAUCACCGGAGCUCUGUGGUGGACAUACAUGAUCAGUAUCCUCUUCAGAAUCAUCUUCGAGGUGGCUUUUCUCUACAUCUUCUACUUGAUCUAUCCUGACUUUAAGAUGGUGCGUUUGGUCAAGUGUGACUCGUACCCAUGCCCCAACACAGUGGACUGUUUUGUGUCCAGACCGACAGAAAAGACCAUUUUCACUGUGUUCAUGCUGACAGUGUCCGGGGUGUGUGUGCUGCUUAACCUGGCUGAGGUCAUAUACCUCAUAGGCAGGGCCUGCAAACGGUGCUUAAGAGGCUCUGAGGACGAGUCCAAAGGAGCUUGGAUAAGUCAAAGAUUGUCUUCUUAUAGGCAAAAUGAAAUCAAUCAGCUGAUAGCAGAUCAUUCUCUCAAGUCUAAGUUCACUGUGACCAAAAAGAGCCCAACUGAGAAGGAUGAACGGUGUUCUGCUUUCUGAGACUCUGCCUGUCCUGUUUCCUUUAAACUAACAGUAAUCACACACAUCCAUGGAUCAUCUUGCUAUGCAUUAAUGUCAAAUAUACUGUAUAUUUGAUCAUGUCAGCAUGCACAUUUAGACUAUAUAUGUAAAUCCAUACUUGUAUAGCGCCUUUCUAGUCUUUUCGACCACUCAAAGUGCUUUUACACUACAUCUGCAUUCACCAGUCACACUCAUUCAUACACUGGCGGAAUAGCCGCCAGGGGCCCGGGGUUCAGUAUCUUGCCCAGUACACCCCAAGGACACUUCGACACGCAACCAGGGGGACCCAGGGAUUGAACCACCGACCUUCCGAUUAACAGCCAACCCGCUCUACCUCCCCGAUGUAUGUAUCAUUCAGUCAAUCGCUUAUUGAUUCAGCUGUUUUUUCUUUAUCUGUAUUACUGACACAAGUGUUACCUGCUGUCGGAACUUGUCUAAACUAUUUGGAGCCAGUAGUGAAGGUUAAAGAACCUUCCCAGUUAUCUCACAUGUUUUAGCCCAAAUCAGUUGACGCUGGUGUCAAUAAUUUGCCAUUUUCAUAUGAAUACAGUACUAGAAGCAGCUUGCCAUGGUGCAAAGUUUCUUGUGCUACUGAAGCACCAAACCAUCAUUCAUUUUUGUCAUACUUUGUGCCUUGUCGUUUGAUAAUGCAGUUCAGGUUUUGCAUUUGUUCAAUGCUGAAGGUGUGGCAGGUUGGUGUUAGAAACCAUCAAUAAUUUACAAGGUAAAUCAUGCCCAUCAAACAUUCAUUUGAAAAACAUAACAUGAAUAUUUACAAUUUCACAUUAUGAAGGUUGCUGUUUGGGGAAACUCAAUUCUUGGUCGUCAGUUUCUCACCAGCACAUAAAAGCACCAAUCAACUGCUUUACCACACAACAAUAAAAUAGCCUUGACGCAAAACAGGAUGGUUCACUUAACAAUGUAACCCGAAGUCUUAACAUGUCGAAUUUCAUACCAUUCUUCAAUUAAAGGGAAUGGGCAGCUGUCGAUGGCACGAUAACAUUACAAACUUAAAAAAAUAAUAAUUUAAAAUUGAAAUAUGCUAUAUAAUAUAUAAGUAUACAUGGUUUCUGGUAAAUCGGCUGGUAAAGUUUUAAGAAGCAAAGGUUACUGUAGAGAUUAAUAUGCCCGAAUAGAAAGUGAAAUUUUUAUUUACAUCAAAAAUAUUGUUAAUAUACCAUAUUUAAUUCCAGUCAGAGUCAAAGGUAAUGGAGGUAAUCAAGGAAAGGUUCAUUUAUGUGAGUAAAUGUCAAUAACGGCCCUUUAAGCAACAGUAUGUGUAGAUUUUAUUAGACUUAAUUAUUUGAUUUUGUGUAACUUUGCGCAGACAGCUAUAACUGAGCUUACUGCUAUGGAAAUAUUAUACCGGUGCUAGAAAACCAAAGAAAAUUUUCAAAUACUGUCCAGAUAUGGACAUCUGCCAUUGAAUAUUAUUGUUCCACAUGUAAAAAAUACAGUUCAUUUGAAAACACUUUUUCACAAACAUAUCUUUUACUACUGUAAACUACUAUUAAUAAUAUAUAUCUGGACAGAGUAGUCAGAAUGGUGCACAGACUAAACGUGUUUACUGUGAUAUUUCAAUAGAGCUUCAUUCUGGAAUCUUUCUUACUAGUGAAGAUGCUACGUGAUUUUCAACUGAUGAAAAGCCCAAAUUACAAGAAUUCAUUCAUUCUUAAUCCCUCUUCACCUCUCUGCUGGGUCACUUCUAGAAUAUUACAAAUCCCAGUACUGUUCAAUUGUGAAUGAUGCCUACUUACUUCACUGAAGCUUCUGUUUGAGGUGAUAUACUAUUUUGUUUCAGAAAAAUGUUUGAGGUUGACCUACUUUUUAACCUUUAAGACCCAUCACUGCCUGACAGUUGCACGUGCUUCCCUUAAUAUUAUCCUGCAUGCUAUAUUAUUCAGUGUCUCUUUGGUCCUGAAAAUGUAACGUCCCAUACGCUGGUAUCUGUUUAUACAACUGUUCUAAAGUUAUUCAUAUUGUAGUGCACACAAAAAACCCUGAUGUUGACAUUUCUACCUAAAUGUACAUGUAUCAAUUUUCAUCCGGGUAAACAAUCCAGUUAAUAUAUAAUAUGGGUUGAAAUGUAAUGUGUACAUUAUGUAACAUAAAGAAAUAAACUGCCUGAUAAUAUGA